UAUGACAGUUGAGAAUCCGUUAGCGCGCGCUCGAUCUUUUUUCAACGAUUUUCACCGCUAACUUUGAUCUGCACGAUGACAACCAUUAGCAACGCACCGAAACCCGACGCCGGGCUCUUCAUCAUCCUGCCCGAGCGGGAACCGACGCUGGCCCACCGGAUGUUGGUGUACGUGCACAGCCGGGGUGCCAUAGCCAGGGCGCGGGGUCUCGCCUUUUGGGAGAUGUUCCGGCGCGCGAAUCGGGACGUGCGCCAGCUCAAACCGUCCGAGUUGCGGUUUAUGUUCUUCGCGGAGGUGCUGCACGAGCCGGACUACUGCGACGAGCCGACCUUCUACGACGGGUGGUACGACGAGGAGCAACGCCAGCUGAUCGAAGGUGGUCAUGAGAGGGAGGGUUGAGUUUGUUAAGGGUAAAUUUGGUUAAGU
Molecule: messenger RNA, 426 nt
Organism: Culex pipiens pallens (northern house mosquito)
Lineage: Eukaryota; Metazoa; Arthropoda; Insecta; Diptera; Culicidae
Exons: 2
Coding region: 76-399 (107 amino acids)
Source: RefSeq, a predicted model, not a curated record